GUCUCGUCACGUGCAAGCCAGACGCUUGGGACUUUCCGUCCAGCCAAAAGCUUGACCCAUCAGGAGUUUUCAAGGCAACCUCCCCCCAACAAAUUUCCCACCCGACGACAGUAAUUAUCAAAUCACCCGGCGGAAGAAACUCACGAGCAAACAUAUACCUGGUGCUAAAUCACCAACGAGUCCCAAAUCGGAGUUUUACCAGACUUACACAGACAUCAUGGCUACCUUGGACGUGGAAGCACUCCUGGACGCCACCGCGAAGGAUACCUCUGAACAGAAGACUAAGAGCCCUGUGGAGGAUAGAACGCGAGACGAGCCCGAACGGAGGGAUAGGGAACGUGAUCGUGACCGUGAUAGAGACGGAAGUCGACAUCGCGACCGCGAUCAUGGGCGACGCCGAGAUCGUAGGGACAGCCCCAACCGAAGCCGCAGGGGUACACCCGAUGUAGGAACGCCUCGAAGCGAUGCUGGAAGUCAUAAAAGUAGGAGGAGAAGCCGCAGCCGUGAUAGCGACCGCCGUCACUCACGCCGAAACAGAGAUGGUGAUUACUACAGAGGUGGACGACGUUCACGUUCACGAUCUCGCUCUCCUUACCGCCAUUACCGCCCCCGUGACGACCGGGAUCACCGUGACCGCAGAGACCGUGACCGAAGAAACCGUGAUUAUGGACGCGGUCGCGACGACGAACGUCGCGAAACCAAGCGUGAAGAAGGCAACCCCCAGCUUACCGAGGACGAAAGAGAUCGUCGCACUGUUUUUGUGCAGCAACUUGCCGCUCGUCUGCGCACUCGCGAGCUGAAGGAAUUCUUUGAGAAGGUUGGACCUGUCAAUGAGGCUCAAAUUGUCAAGGACCGUAUUAGCCAAAGAUCCAAGGGAGUUGGUUAUGUCGAGUUCAAAAAUGAGGAAUCCGUUACUCAGGCUCUUCAACUUACUGGACAGAAGCUUUUAGGUAUUCCUGUCAUCGUACAAGUCACAGAAGCCGAGAAAAACCGGCAAGCCCGAAACCCUGAAGCUUCGGGACCUCACCCCAAUUCUAUCCCUUUCCACCGCCUUUAUGUCGGCAACAUUCACUUCAACGUCACCGAGCAAGACUUGCAGGCUGUUUUUGAGCCAUUCGGUGAGCUUGAAUUCGUUCAACUCCAAAAAGAUGAGAACGGCCGCAGCCGCGGCUAUGGCUUUGUCCAGUUCCGUGAUGCUGGUCAGGCACGAGAGGCACUGGAGAAGAUGAACGGCUUUGAUCUAGCCGGACGUCCUAUCCGUGUUGGACUCGGAAACGAUAAGUUUACCCCUGAGAGUACUGCCAACAUGUUGCAGAGAUUUUCCGGACAGAAUCAAAACCAGAACUUCCAAGGUUCAGCUUUCUCUGGUUCCGGCGGACGAGGCCCUCAGUCCUCAACCUUCGACCGAGCUGGCGGUCGAGACAAUGAGAAGACUGGAGGUGCUAGUGCUCUUGAUGACACCGAUGUCGCUGGUGUGAACUUUAACAACUAUAGUCGCGAUGCAUUGAUGAGGAAACUCGCCCGAACCGAUGAUAGCGCCACCAACGGCCAUGACGAGCGCCAGGUGCUUAAACCUAAGACGGAGACGAAGCCAUUGCCUGUUAAUGUCAACAUGGCCAGUCGCUGUGUUGUGUUGCACAACAUGUUUGAUCCUGAAGAAGAGGAGGGCACCGAUUGGGUCAAGGAGCUCGAGGACGAUGUUCGUCAAGAGGCCGAGAGCAAGUAUGGACAUGUCGUUCACAUCUCGGCUGACCCCAACUCCAAGGGUGACAUCUAUCUCAAAUUUGACAAAGUCCAGGGCGGCGAGAAUGCCAUCAAGGGCCUAAAUGGCCGAUACUUCGGCGGACGAAUGAUCGACGCGUCACCUGUUGUAGAUGCCGUCUACAGCAGUUUGUUCUCACGUACCCGGGCAAUCUAAGCUAAUUUUUGGCUUGUCAACAACGCUCUCUAGGACUCUCGCAGGUUAGCAGAGUCCAUAUCAACUGGCUGAAGAGCACCACUAAGAAUUCCUGGUGAUCAACAGACUUGAAGUCUCCGCUUUUUCCGGAAUUCCUCCGUUGUCAUCUAUAUACGAUCCUCGACAUGACUCCCAUCAAAAAUUACGACUCUCAUCUCACACAUCAAGGUUUUCAAGUUUCGAAACAUCACAUAUCUUUUUAACCAAAUCACGGUGUCGCAGGUUUCCGCCCCAUAUCCCGACCUACCAUAUCUGGACCCGAUGCGCACGCGCUCUCUCAUCCGGAUCAAUGAUCGAACUCCAGGUUCAGCACUCGUUUAGUCUCAAGGACCUUUGCUGAUGUCUGUACCCUAGGAAGUCUUCCCCUUUUGAUCGAGAAGGGGCAGCAACCCAGUUUUGCACCUUUAUUAUCUGAAUAGUUUGUUACAAUAUAGAAUGUCUUGAGAGUGAUGAUUGCUUAUCCUUAUUGUGACCAUGUACAUUGAUAUACAAAAGGUGAGGGAGAUAUGAAACCUGGUCAUUGCUUUACUGAUAAUGCCCAGUGCCCCUCAUCAAUGCAUCUCCUGCUUCAUAACGGACGGGCGCGCCCUGUGUGUGAUAUCUACAGAGGAUGUCGAUUCACUAAGAGCAAAGUACCUAAGGAGAAGAGAGGAAUGCUCUUGGGUCUAGUAUAAGUCUGACGGUGUUCUCGAAGUCUCGUGUAGUGUCGAAAACAGCGGAUGUGACUCUCUUUGCCCUGACUCCUGAUAUACUUCCAUCAUAAACUCAAUUUGACUGGGACGCGCUCCGUGAUACUAGUCAAACUGCAUUGCUUGAACAUAUCAGCCUGUUUCAAUUUCACUCUGUCUCAUCCCUUCACCUAUUGUUUUGCCGAGUGUUCGUCUCGAUCUUUGUUUCCGAGUCUCAUCUGGCUGAUUGUCUACUCCUUCUCUUGGCCCUUGAGUCAGGCGCCAUAGCAAGUGCUAUUGUUUCCGGGGAACUCUCCUUAAAAUGCCCCAUUGACC
Molecule: messenger RNA, 2961 nt
Organism: Fusarium odoratissimum NRRL 54006
Lineage: Eukaryota; Fungi; Ascomycota; Sordariomycetes; Hypocreales; Nectriaceae
Exons: 4
Coding region: 218-1918 (566 amino acids)
Biological process (GO): mRNA processing
Cellular component (GO): nucleus
Molecular function (GO): RNA binding
Source: RefSeq, a predicted model, not a curated record